Molecule: messenger RNA, 1093 nt
Organism: Corticium candelabrum
Lineage: Eukaryota; Metazoa; Porifera; Homoscleromorpha; Homosclerophorida; Plakinidae
Exons: 1
Coding region: 110-1093 (327 amino acids)
Source: RefSeq, a predicted model, not a curated record
UGUGACGGGGCGAGUCCUCGUGCGUGUUUUCGACGCGUUGCGAUGGCGUGAGCGUCGCGUUUUGCCUUUCAAUUCGACGUCUGAUUCUUUUGUGUGCGAUUUGUGACUGAUGGCGGUCGGACGGGGGGUCGUGGUCGCGAGGAAGGGGUUGGUGCGUUAUUUUCCGAGUGUGUAUGUGCGAUUUGUCGCCUUUUCGUGUUCGCGAUUGUUUCCGUGGAAGGUCGUGCGGUGGUUGUUAUGUGGAGGGGGCGUGGUCGUGCCACGUGUCAUGCUCGUGAUGGUUUUGUGUGUUGGAUGUGAGUGUGAUGGUGGGUAUGGUGGUGGUGGUGAAUGUUGGUUGAGGUUGGUGGGAGAUAGAGAAGGAGAGAGUGUGUGUGUGUGUGUGUGUAUGUGUGUGUGUGUGUGUGUUGGUUGUGGGUGUUUGGCUAAUUGGAUUAAGAGGAUAUUAUGGGUGUUAGUAGGUUUUCUCAUUAAGUGUGUUAGUCAUUUCUGUUUUGUUGCUAGUUGUUGUGUUUGUUUGUCUGUUUGUUUAUCUGUCCAUCUGUCUGUUUGUCUGUCUGUCUGUCCAUUUGUCUGUCUGUCUGUUUGUCUAUUUGUUUGUAUGUCUCUCUAUCUGUCCAUUUGUCUGUCUGUCUGUUUGUCUCUCUGUCUCUUUGUCUGUCCAUCUGUCUGUCUGUCCAUCUGUCUGUCUGUUUGUCUGUCUUUAAUCUCUAAAUUCUAUAGUUUAAAAUACAUGAUUCAAUUGAGUGAAUGCUACUUUGGAGGUCUGUCUUUGUCUGUCUGUCUGUCUCUUUGUUUCUCUUUCUGUCUGUCUCUUUGUCUGUCUGUCUGUCUGUCUUUUUGUCUGUCUCUGUGUCUGUAUGUAUGUCUCUCUGUUUCUUUGUGUGUCUGUCUCUUUGUCUGUCUCUUUGUCUGUCUGUCUGUCAGUCUCUCUGUCUGUCUGUCUCUUUGUCUGUCUGUCUCUUUGUCUGUCUGUCUGUCUGUCUCUUUGUCUGUCUGUCUGUCUCUCUCUCUCUCUGUCUAUCUGUCUCUUUGUUUGUCUGUCUCUCUGUCUGUCUGUCUGUGUGUCUGUCUGUUUUGUUUCUUAGAUUAA